This is a messenger RNA of Alnus glutinosa, 1648 nucleotides long. RefSeq lists its product as uncharacterized. The coding region runs from base 914 to 1393 and encodes 159 amino acids. Gene Ontology annotation, molecular function: protein heterodimerization activity. The record is from RefSeq and is a predicted model, not a curated record. Lineage: Eukaryota; Viridiplantae; Streptophyta; Magnoliopsida; Fagales; Betulaceae. The transcript has 2 exons. Gene Ontology annotation, biological process: peptidyl-glutamine methylation; tRNA methylation; rRNA (guanine-N7)-methylation.
UAUUUCGGCUAUGAUUAAUUGUUGUGAAAAUGCGGAUGCGAUUAUUAGCAAUAUCUGUAUCUACAUAAUGCGACUAUCACUUUUAAGUAUACGCAUCAGCGUUGUUAUUAUGAUUAUCACCCGCUAUUCGCACAUGCAAUUAUCACCAUUUUAGAUUAUUAUCCAAAUCUAUAUGCAAGCUUAAAUAAUGCGACUAUUACUAUAUGCAAGCUUGAAUAAAUUAAGAUUUAAUUUGUCACAUAAUUCAUGAUUAUCGGCCAUAGAAUGUCAUUGUUUUAUAGAGUUAUUGAGAUUUUGAUUACUAUGGUCCACGUUUGUAGACAAGGUUCAUUAUGAGAUAUACAAUUUUUAAUUAAUUAUAUAUAUAUAUAUAUAUAUAUUUGAUAAGUCGUGAGUUUUGGCACAUGGUUUAUGAUAAUGCAUCUAAAAUAAGAAGCACAGAAAAUAGACAAAAUAGAAUUCUUGGAACUCGCAUUUGCAUAGAGUUUGUCUUUGGGAAUUUAUUAUUCGAAUAAUACACAACCCACCUCCUCGUGAGAGAGAGUUUUAAUUUUAGGAGAAGCAAAAUAGCGCAGGCUGCCAACCACAGGACCAACUACCAUAACUAACUACAACUGUUACUCCAUGCCCGCCCACCAUGAAAGGUGCAGAAGCAAACUUUGCUGUCCGUACGACAAAGUCAAACGCCAAGACCUUGACCACAAAGCCCAUGAUUGGCCAAGCUAACAUACUCUUGCAGAACCGGCAAUUAGCUCCUAAAUAUAUGCAUCUAAAUGGCUAUAUUAUAUUAAUUACCUUCUGAGUUCUGAUCACCCUCCUCCCACAAAACGUCCUUAUUCAUACAAGUUAAGGUCUUUCAGUCAGUCACCCACCUCCAUACCUCGCCCACCCUUCCCACAAACUUCAUCGAUAAAUGGGAGGCUGUGCGGGCAAGCCCAAGAAUUCUGACAUCCUUCAGGGGCCACUCCCUGCUGAGGGUUCUGCCUCCCACAACAAGGCAGCUGUGGCCGAGGGCGAGACUGUUGCUCAAGAUAGCAACAAUGGAGGUGAGAUACAGACUAGAAUGACCUUCACUUUGAUAGGCAACUGCGGGAGCAAGGGGUUUUGUGAUAGUGUACUGCCCACAACCGUAGUGCAUGCACCACUAGUUUGCGCGGAAGCCGGUGAAGCGCCUGCCAAGAAAACAGAGGACAAAGUUGAAACCCCUCCUGUCAGUGAAUCCAAGGACAAAGUUGAGGCUGGUAAUGAGACCCAAGAGCCGGCAAAGGAGGGGCAAGAUGAGGCCAAGGCCGACAAACCAGAUGCCGCUCCAAGCUUGGAGGAUAAGGUCGACCAACCAGAUGCAGCUCCAAGCUCAGAGGAUAAAAGUGGUGCACUUCAUGCCACUGCAUGAUGACACUUCAACUUUACAAAAAGAACAAGGCCAUUUUCUGCAGCAAGCAGAGGUGUAUCACGGUGAUGAUUGUUGCCUGAAUUGAGCCUGGUUUUUUGGAACUCAUGUAUCAACACCUGGAACAACUGAAAGCUCCCUUUUAUUUAUGUUACAUAUGUAUGUCCAAAUAAUUUUUUGCUAUAUUCCUACUAAACCAUUUUUCUGGUUUUUAGGAAUCAAAUAUGUUAUUCAAAAGAUUAGGCACAUAUACCAUCA